AUGGAGGUCUACGUGGACGACAUGAUCGUCAAGAGCCGAGCAGGACCACAGCUCGUCCCCGACCUGAGGGAGAUCUUGAGCAUCCUCUGGGAGAGUCGGAUGCGGUUAAACCCGAAGAAGUGCACAUUCGGAGUUAGGUCGGGCCGGUUUCUCGGUUUCUUGGUCUCCCGAGAAGGGAUCCGGGCCAACCCCGAAAAACACCAGGCCAUCAUGGACAUGGCCCCUCCACGGAAUGUGAAGGAGGUCCAGCGGCUCACGGGAAGGAUGGCCGCCCUGAAUAGAUUCCUCUCUCGGUCCGCGGUGAGGGGGCUCCCUUUCUUCCGAAUCCUUAGGGCACCCAAAGACUUUCAGUGGACCGAGGAGUGCGAGAAGGCCUUCACCGACCUCAAAGCGUAUCUAGCCGAGCUGCCCACCCUGACCGCCCCGGAGUAG
Messenger RNA from Coffea eugenioides, 432 nucleotides. RefSeq lists its product as uncharacterized. The record is from RefSeq and is a predicted model, not a curated record. The transcript has a single exon. Lineage: Eukaryota; Viridiplantae; Streptophyta; Magnoliopsida; Gentianales; Rubiaceae. Bases 1 to 432 code for a protein of 143 amino acids.